GGAGGCGGGCUAACGUAUUCCUUUGCCAUAGCGCCCACUAUCGAAACGCUUGUGAAAAAAGUUGACGUAGAUCCCUUUGCUCCGAAAAAAAGUGAAUAGUGAACUGUGAAAAAGUUUUUUGUUUUUGAAUUUGGAAUUGAAAGUGGCUUUUGGUGUUUUGACUGCUCUACUAUUUCGAACUCUUUGAUUCCACGUCAAAUGUAGUCCUAAUAGCCUGACGACGAAAAUAGCACCUAUGAAGCGAAAAUUAUGCGUUGCCCCUUCAUUCAACUGUGAAGACGAUAUGGAGGAGCUGAAUGUAGCAGCUCUAUCCCGGAGAAAGGAGUCGGCAGCGCCGCUGACGGGAGAGAGAGAGACAACCAUCUUCCAUCACGUUUUUUCUUAUCCACUGGCUCUGGUACUACGGUUAAGGGUUUUACAGAUUGUAUGCGGCAUAUCAGCUAUGGUGAUGGGAAGCGUGGCUUUCAUAGAAGAGAGGCAGAAGUUCAACAUGGGGCUCGGCAUCCCGGCGGGAGGGAUCAGUGUAGUUGCAGCAGCUGUAUCAAUACACACGUCGCGGGGUUGGAGCGCCGUAGCGAGCGGAGCGGGAGCGGGCGCGGGCGUUGCUAGUGUGCUGUGGGCGGCCGCGGCUUGCUUACUGCUGGCGCUGGUCGUGCAGUGCUGUAGGACGAUACUGGACCCUCCUGGGCUUAAUUACAGCGACGGCCCCACAAUCGACGACUCGCGGCCCGCCUCCAGAGAUCUCGUUGUCAUCGCGUGCGUGCAAAUAGCGCUCGCUGCAGCCACGCUUCUAAGCGCAGCUGUCUGCGCUCGCAUCGACUGCGGCGCUUGA
Molecule: messenger RNA, 832 nt
Organism: Ostrinia nubilalis (European corn borer)
Lineage: Eukaryota; Metazoa; Arthropoda; Insecta; Lepidoptera; Crambidae
Exons: 6
Coding region: 236-832 (198 amino acids)
Source: RefSeq, a predicted model, not a curated record